Dendronephthya gigantea is the source of this 4717-nucleotide messenger RNA. RefSeq lists its product as uncharacterized. Lineage: Eukaryota; Metazoa; Cnidaria; Anthozoa; Malacalcyonacea; Nephtheidae. The record is from RefSeq and is a predicted model, not a curated record. The transcript is spliced from 5 exons. Gene Ontology annotation, molecular function: protein binding. The coding region runs from base 2533 to 4455 and encodes 640 amino acids.
AAAUGCAUGAAUUCGUAUUAGUAGCCUGGUACGCAUUUGAUAAAAAUUAUAUUUAUAUAAUUAGGUCAGUUAUUUUUGAUCAAGUAUUUAUUAAGCUAUAAAAAUUGGUGUUGAGUUCAAAUGUUAAUAAACAAGAUUUAAACUAAGUGAAUUAGCUUGUAGGUACAUCACGUAAGUAUGUAAACUGCAAAGCUUUUGGUCUAUUAACCAACCCGGGCCUUUAUCAGUGCAAUAUGAAUGUGAGCUAUUGCACUGAUGAAUUUAGGACCGAAAGCUUUGCAGUAUUAAAUACUUACGUGGUGUACCUACAAGCUAAAUUACUUAUUGAUGUCACCAUGCAAACAUACAAGAAUAUUAUUAAGAUUUAAACAAUCAACCAUCAGAAAUCUAGUUCACUGCUCUGCCUGGUUGAACUAUCAAACCUACAGAGAUUCAUGGAGAGUUUUUAUCUUUUAUAAGAACAUCAGAUUUAAACUUUCAACCUUCAACCAUCUUGUCAUCAAAUAAAAACUUUGUGAAAGAAUUUGUUGACAAAGAUUACUAGUAAACGACAAUUGUUGAUCUCGUGACUCGGGAAUCUGGUAAAGUGUAAACGUGGCAACCAGUGGAACUAUCAAACCUACAGUGAUUGGUAGCGAGGCUAAUAUUGACACUGACAGACCAGGCAACUUAAACCACACAAAGAUAAUCAAAUUAGACUUACCAAAGCCGAUGAAUUAUGACAGAUUUAAACUUAAAUAUUCUGGUCUUAACACGACCAACGAUAUUGUUUAAAAUGUCGUAAUAAUAUUUAUUGUAUUCAAGACAUCGCGUGAUAUAAUAUCAGACUUUAAAGAUCUUUAUAAAGACCUAACUGCAUGGUGUGCUUGAACAAUAACAUUUUUACCUUCAUGCUGUGAAAAUUGUUUUUACCUGAGACAUUUGUAUUUAUUGCUGCUGUUCCAAGUAUCAACAUGAGAUUCCCAGUAUAAUUUCGUCGUUAUUUCACACGAGUACACAAGAUUUGUCAGAAUUGGGCUGAGUUUAAAGCCCAUGAAACAAAAUUUAUUUUCAUUUUGAGAGAUGCGUUUGUAUUUGCAUUUUGAUUUGCUACGAAUGCAUGUUGUGCUUUUGUUUCGAGUGGUACGCGACUGGAUCAUUGUAAUUCAAAAUUUUAAUUUGCUAAUAAUCCUUCGGCAUAGUUAGUAUUGUCAAAAUCGAAGUCAAGUUUGACAAAUAUGAUGUGCUUAUAAAACACAACUCAAUAAAACAGCUCCUUCAAUUAUUUGGUAAUCUCAAAUUGACUAUCAUUGAAAUCCAAAUGCGUCAAAUUAUCUUCACAGCAUGAUAGUAUAUAAGAAUGUUAUCCAACGAAGCAGGUUAUAAAUGAAGACUCUUUAUGACAACGUUCAAAGCCUGAUGUCGUUAACACAAUAAACAUUACGACGACGUAUCAAGGUGUUGUUUUAAAUACAAAAUACUGUUGACGACGUUACACCUAUCUGUUGCAGAAUGUUUAAGUAAAAAUUUGUCAUCAUUCAUCAGCUUUGCCUUUGGUAAGUCUAAUUUGAUUUCCUCUGUGUGUUUUUUAUAAGCUGCAUAGUCUGUCACUGUCAAUAUCAGCAUCGGCCUAAAAAUAAAUAAUGCAUUGAUUCAAAAGUUAUGUCAUAGUUUGCACUUUACGGACAAAAUUAACUGGUCACCAUGCAAAUCAACACUUUGUUGAAAUCAAAUCGAAUGAUUGAUUGACUGAUUUAAAUCAAAUAGCCUAAUUUUUCUAACUUUAAAUCUAAGAUCAAACUGUUCGGUUGAUUAGCUUUGAAUCGGUUAAACGUUUCAAUGUUUUCAAUUCAUGAAAUCGUUCACCAUCAAUCUCUGUAUAUAGGUUGAUAAUUCAACAGGUAGAGUACUGGAUUAGAUUUCUGAAGAUUGAUAGUUUAAAUCUUGUGUUUUUAUCAAUGAUAAUAACUCUCAAUCAAUUAUAUGUGUAUAGAGAUUUAUGCACAGCAGAAUGAUGAAACAGAAAUCGUAUUUCACUGUGGAAAUUUAUUUCAUGCAAUUUGAUUGGACUUACGAUGUUUUUCAUGGUCAAUCUUAUAACGUUUCAGGUGCAUUGUUAGUUUUGCCCAAAGAUGGGGAUUUUGAUCCAUCUUAACAGCUUCAAGAAUAUUGUGCUGUCUUCGCAUUUAUUUCACGACAGAGGUUCACAGUAAUACGAGAUGUUGCAUCAAGAUAUAGAGCAUUUAGAUAGCGAUUUUGUCGCUAUGAAAAUUGCUGGUGAGUUUGUUUAUAUUCUAAGCGAUAUCGUGUGUAAAGUUAGCAGCAUCAGUGGACUUCAUCUGCUAUUUAGCCAAUGCAAUUUUUGUCCAGUUGUCUGAUUUCAACGGUUAAUUGUAGUUCUGACAUGCAAUUGUCAUUUAUGGAUGCCCAUAAAGGAAAACUUAGAAAGUAUUGUGUAACAAAUUCUCCUUGUUUUGAAAUCUUCUUAGCAAUAUGAAAUAUUAAAUUACAAUAACACAAGAAAAAGAAGAAUGAUAUUUUUAGUAAAUACAAAUGCUGACGCGUCCAAAUGGAAUGCUGCAAUUUUCUCACAGCAUGAUGCUCAUAAAAAAUGAAAGUGAAGUACCAAUGGAGCGAGGUCAUGAUCCAAAUCGCUUCAUUUUACAAGUUAAACGAGAUUUGCUAUGCUUUAUUUGCCACCGUGUGUUGAAAGAGCCGAGAAUAUGUGAGGCAGGAGAACAUCACUUUUGUUCCAUUUGUAUAACACAACACCUUGCUAAACAGUCUCAAACAUGCCCAGAAUGUAAGAAACCCCUCACAUUGGAAACUUUGCAACUUCCCCAAAAGUUUUUAAUAAACAUCUUGUCGGAACUAAGAAUCAGGUGUGAUUACAACGAUCGAGGGUGUCCCGAACACGUUCAGCUUGGAAAUCUUGAAGAUCACGUGAUUGGUUGUGAAUACCGUCCAACAAUGGUUGCCGAAAAGUAUAGCUCGCUAGUGAGUGGCAAAGACCAGCAGAAUUUCCGUCAGAUGAAAGAUGAAGAAUUUUCUAAGGGAGCUGAGAAAAAUGAAUUCAGCAAGAGACAAAAUGAAAUGAGAGAAACUAAAAUUGAAACUGAGAGGAAACCAGAGGAAAUUGUUGAUCUGGAUGAAGUCCUGUGUCAAAGUCUUGAUACUGUGAAGAGGUCGAGACCUUUCGCUGAAACGGGGGAUAAGGUGACAAAAAAACAUGAUGAUAUGCAGGAAGAAUUAAAAAUAAUGAAGACAAAUGUCAACAAACUGACACCGUCUCAAGCUGAGCUGAAUAUUCAGCACCUUCAAAUAACAAGAAAACAAUAUCAAAUCGAAGCGAGACAAGAUCAAAUCGAAGCGAGACAAGAUGAGACGAAGAAAGCUCUUGACGAGAUAAAACAAACCCAAUCAGGAAUUCACAAGAGAGUAAAGAAAAUGGAGGGUAGUUUUGAGGUUAUAAAGCAGCAGUUGGAAAGACUUGAAGGAUUAUUGGGUCAUCUAUUCAAAGAAAAUAUUGUCAACAGAGAUGGUGCUCAAGCUACAGAUCCCACAAUUCCAACUAAUAACCAAGACGUUAUUAUUGUUGGUGGUUGGUAUGACCAUGGGGAAGCACCUCCUUUGAAAACUGUUGAAAAAUAUAAUAUUGUUGAGAAGAGGUCGACUAUGCUGCCACCAUUGAAUCAUCUUCGAACAGCAUCAGCAUCGUGUGUUUACAAUAAUGACAUUCUGGUCGUUGGUGGUUACGAUGGUAAAGAAGGGACUGACAAGAUCGAAGUUUUGAAGAUGAACCAACAUCCUUUGCGAUGGACAAUGUUUGGUGGUAAACUGCCUGUCAAAUUAGCUGAUCAUGACGUCAUUGUUUAUUCAGGAAAAUUUUAUAUAAUAGGAGGACAUGACUGGAAUGAAAGAGAAAUAUCGAAUGCCAUUUAUGAAAUUGCUCUUACCCCACCUUAUACUGCCAAGCUGCUGACGAGAAUGCCUGAGCCAAGAACAUUUCACAGGGCAGAAUUUGUUAAUGGAAAAAUAUUUAUCUUGGGCGGAAAAACAACCCACCUUAGUAAAGAUGCUUUUGACAGCGUUGUUUUAUACGAUUUGAUUAAGAAUGAGCUCAAGCCAUGUACAUCGUUACCUCAGCCUGUUUGUCAUAUGUCCACAGUCACUUGGGGUGAUAAGAUCAUUGUUCUUGGUGGUGAGAAUAAGAAUGCUCAGGCAUUAAAUGACGUCAUCAUGUAUGACACUGAGACGGGGCAAAUUGAGCCACUGCCCUCCAUGAUUUACAAAAGGAGCGGCAGCUCAGCUGUCAUCAUGAACGACGUCAUUGUCGUGUUUGGUGGAAGAAAUAAUGAGCAGGGAUAUCUCAACUCAGUGGAAACCUUCACCAUUGGUGGAGAUGGCUGGAAAGAACUGCCAGGAAUGAUAGAAAAAAGAUGUUGGGCAACUGCUGUUGUAAAACCUCACAUCUGAAAGUUUUCACAAUAUAAACUUCUUAUUGUGUCCUUGCAUGAAUAUGAUAAUAUUUUGUGUCGUGAUGGUCAAUCAUUGUUUCGUCGCUUUCUUGAUAUAUGAGCAACCAGGGGCAGGUUGUAUGAAAGCCGGAUAGCGCUAUCCACCGGAUAGUGUUUCAAAGUCGCUUUAAAGUCACCCGUUGUUGGGUAUAUCUUUGAUUAAAUCUUAGUAUUCUUAAAUCGAGGAUCCUCUUCAAUAAUUGUUGGUUCCAAACUGAAAU